Messenger RNA from Oncorhynchus gorbuscha (pink salmon), 4357 nucleotides. Its product is annotated as whirlin-like. Bases 420 to 3953 code for a protein of 1177 amino acids. Gene Ontology annotation, cellular component: plasma membrane; stereocilium tip; photoreceptor inner segment. The transcript is spliced from 12 exons. NCBI's taxonomy places the organism in Eukaryota, Metazoa, Chordata, Actinopteri, Salmoniformes, Salmonidae. Gene Ontology annotation, molecular function: protein binding. Gene Ontology annotation, biological process: sensory perception of sound; auditory receptor cell stereocilium organization. The record is from RefSeq and is a predicted model, not a curated record.
UUGCUUGUGAUUGUCGCGUAAAAUGCGCGCGCUUCUGAUGCAUCUUCUUGGAUAUCCAGGAUCAUAUUCCGUUGAAUAAAACUUGUGACCCGACAAUAAAUAUUCCUAAUCUGCACGAGUAUUUAUAGCAACUUUUUGAAUCAAUUAUUUUCUCACCAUCAUCUACCACGCACCUUCACACAAAACCGGACUACAUAAAUAGAUGAAGAUAGAAGAUGCGACGACAAUGGUAAGCAGAUAGAAUUUGACCCUACCUACAAACAUCGGAACAAUUACCAUUUUUAAAGGUGACUUCCUCCAAGAAUCGCGGUGCGGUCACCUAUGUUUUCGGAGCGGAGUGACAUCUACAGAAUUAUUAUAAAUGCCUGAUUAUCUGACCAUCUCUGUCUGCGGUGCGGUGUUUACGUUAAAAUUGUAGGAUGAUGAGCAGUGAUUUGGAGCACGUUUCACUCAAUUCAACGACGGCCAGCAACUCCGGGACUGGUUCGGGCGGCCGAGGGCUGUCAGCCAACGUUCGGAAGCUGCACAACGCGCUCAACUUGCUGCUCACUGACUUCGAGAGAGAACAAUUUAUCCACUGCCUCAAUGUUUACCACGCUAAACGCAACGUCUUCGACUUGGUUCAAACUCUCAAAAUAAUCCUCAACACGCCGAACAAACGACAACUCCUCCCCAUGUUGCGUUUGGUCAUUCCCCGCUCAGAUCAGCUGUUGUUCGACCAGUAUACUUCCGAGGGCCUGUACCUUAAAACGGAUCAUCUACCACUAAACAGUGUCAACAACCCUGGAAGCUUUGGAGGAGUAGGCAAUACUGCAAACAACUAUGUCCCAAUUCCCACGACACACUUUAUGAACCCGCAUGAGCCCCAGUUGCCUCAUGAUCUUUCUUGUUUCACAUCACCAGAAGCUUGCCCGUGCCCCGACAGUUUCAGCACCACCGCUGAUGGGACAGCUCCCCUGGCUUUCGUGCAGGAGGAGGCUGUUGGAGAGAUCCGCGAAGUGACACUGAGACGCAGCAAGAGCAAUGAGGGCUUAGGGUUCAGCAUCCGGGGAGGUUCUGAGCACGGUGUGGGAAUCUAUGUGUCGCUAGUAGAACCCGGAUCUUUUGCCGAGAAUGAAGGACUGAGGGUCGGGGAUCAGAUAGUGACUGUUAACGGCAUGCUGUUUGACAGAGUCUCACACAUGGAGGCAGUAAAGGUCCUGAAAGGCUGUAAGAAGCUGGCCAUGUCAGUUUGUUCAGUGGGCCGGAUCCCCGGGGGGUAUGUCAGCAACAACAUUUAUGCCUGGGUGGAUCCUCAUGGCCGCAGUGUGUCCCCUCCCGCCGACCUGGAGCAGCAAAGCACCCUGGGACCACAACACAGCCAGAGAUGUACAGGACACACACAGGAGAAGACAGUAAACCUGAACCUGGACGAUGGUCUCUCUCUGGGCCUGAUGAUCAGAGGAGGGGCGGAGUAUGGCCUGGGUAUCUACAUCACUGGGGUAGACCCCGGCUCAGCUGCAGACCACGGGGCACUCAAGGUGGGCGACCAGUUGCUGGAGGUGAAUGGGCGGAGCUUCGUGGCCAUCCCCCAUGACGAGGCGGUGAGGAUCCUGAAGACGUGCCGUCACCUGCUGGUGAGGGUGAAGGACGUUGGCCGCGUGCCCCAUGCCCGCACCGUGGUGGACCAGACCAAAUGGAUCAGCAGCCCCAUCACCCCUAGCCCACCGCCCAUAACAGAGAGCACCGCGAGCCCAGCCGCUACACGGCCAUCUUCAGCGCGGGCUACACCUGUAUUAGGAAAGUCUGUUUGUCAAGGUGUGGGGCCCCUGGGUUUCCAGGUGUCUCUGGAGGAGCAGGCCUUCCUGCUGCUGACAGACCCAGAGAGACAGACCAUGGGCUACUACCUGCGGGAGUACCAGGAGGGACACAUCAGCCUGGAGCCCCUGACCAUGGCCCUGUUUGAGCUCUUCAACACUCGUGCCAAGUUGUCCCUGCUAUCUGAGGUGCGGAGUCAGGUGGCUCCCCAGGAACUGGAGCUGUAUGAUGGCCUGGUGCUGCAUCGCGAGAGGGAGGCUCUGAAGGCCUGGCACGGAGGAAUGGGAUCCCUACACCCUGUGCACCCAUACAGCCGCUGUCUACAUGCUGAGCCCUCAGCCAGCCACAGCCACUCCAACCCGACCACUCUCUGCUCUACCAAGGAGUGCUCACAUGGUGACAUUGUACAGCAAGAUCCAGGGGCAACCACUAAUGUCCUACCUGACGUUACAUUGAAUGAAGUGCAGUCGACAGCUGAGUCUCCUCUGUUCUUCAAGCCUCCUCCUCCCCCCGGACCCGGACAGACCCAGCCCAGACAUCCGAGGGACAGGGAGAGGGAGCAGUCCAAGCUCCUCUUAUCCAGACACUCCCAAUCUGGCCUGGUCUUUACUGCCCCCACCAGGCUGCACCAGGAAUGUCACCACAAACACCUUAAAGCCUUCCAAAGCUUCUCAAACCACCAACCUUCCAACUCCCCUAGCUCGGACCUCCAUCACACCUGUCCCAACCCUGGCCAUCAAAACAGCUCCAACCCUGGCCAUCAAAACAGCUCCAACCCUGGCCAUCAAAACAGCUCCAACCCUGGCCAUCAUACCAGCUCCAACCCUGGCCAUCAUACCAGCUCCAACCCUGGCCAUCAUACCAGCUCCAACCCUGGCCAUCAUACCAGCUCCAACCCUGGCCAUCAUACCAGCUCCAACCCUGGCCAUCAUACCAGCUCCAACCCUGGCCAUCAUACCAGCUCCAACCCUGGCCAUCAUACCAGCUCCAACCCUGGCCAUCAUACCAGCUCCAACCCUGGCCAUCAUACCACCCCCAACCCUGGCCAUCAUACCACCCCCAACUCUGGCCAUCAUACCACCCCCAACUCUGGCCAUCAUACCACCCCCAACCCUGGCCAUCAUACCACCUCCAACACUGGCACUGGCCAUAGCGUCUAUCCAAGCUCUGGCAAUGACACAUCCAUGAACUCUCUUCACCACACCUGCCAAAGCUCCCUCCACAUCUCCACAACUACCUCCUCCGACCACCACACCCCCCAAACACACCACGGCUGCUCCAGCUCCGGCCACCAUUCCUGCCCUGGCUCCCUUCAUCCCAAGCACUCUGGUCCUCAGAACAAGGACAAAUUCACCAAGCUUCCCAUCUUCAGAUCCUGCUCCCAUGAGAAGCCUGUUACCUCCCCUGGUCCCUCCCCAUGUCUCUCUCCCUGUCUCUCUCCCUGUCUCUCCCCUGGUCCAUCCCCUUGUCUGUCCCCCUUUCCCUCCCCCUGUCCUUCACCCUGUCCCUCUCUCUCUGUGCUGGGACCUUCCCCAUGUAGUCCAGACAGGUCCUGCUCCCCCUGCUCUCCCUCCCUCAGCCAGGGAGGUUUGUGUGUCAUGGCCGACACACACAGACUGACUGCUGAGGCUAGGCCCGAGCCCCAGCAGAGAGGCACUACAUUGUCCCAGCUGUCAGACAGUGGUCAGACUCUGAGUGAGGACAGUGGGGUGGACAUUGCUGAGGCACGAGGGCUCAGUAAAGACAGCAGUCCUUGGCCAACUAAGAACCAGGCCAGCCAGGCCACACAAGGGCCCCAGGGGGCCCAGGGUUCUGCAGUACUGGCAUCCAAACAGCAGCCUGGCUCUCCAGUGCCCAUACUUACUCUGGUACGUGUGGUAAAGAAUGCCAACACUCUGGGCAUUGCUAUAGAGGGAGGUGCAAACACACGGCAGCCACUGCCACGCAUCGUCACCGUACAGAAGGGGGGCUCGGCACACAGUUGUGGGCAGCUGAAGGUGGGACAGGUGAUUCUGGAGGUGAACGGGGUCUCCCUGAGGGGUAGAGAGCACCGGGACGCUGCUCGCAUCAUCGCUGAGGCCUUCAAGACCAAAGAGAAGGACCACAUUGACUUCCUGGUUACAGAGUUUAACACAGCCCUACUGCAAGGCCUUUAGCGGGGUCGUAUUUAGGCACCACACAGAAGAAAAGAGACUGAAGGGACCACCUGAACAAGAAGGGAUCUCCUGAACUAAUGCUUGUUCCCAUUUUCCUGCAGGGGCUUCAGCAGGACGUUGCACUUUAGAGAACUGGAACAGAUGGAGGAAAGCGAGAACUGAAGGAGGGAGAAGUUUGGAGUGUUGCACCUGGGGACAAAAUAAAGACAAUCCGUUAUUCUCCUGUAAGCCCCUUCUCCCUUCCCACAUUGUUGUCCCUCUAUACCAACUUACCAGGCUGGCCAUGUAUUGUUAAAAAGCUCAAAUGCCCGACAUCCUGCCUUAAUAACCCACCGCUAGAACACACAGUUGAAGUCGGAAGUUUACAUACACUUAGGUUGGUGUCAUUAAAACUGAUUUUUCAA